Messenger RNA from Cucurbita pepo subsp. pepo (vegetable marrow), 1030 nucleotides. RefSeq names its product emp24/gp25L/p24 family/GOLD family protein (gene P24BETA2). Lineage: Eukaryota; Viridiplantae; Streptophyta; Magnoliopsida; Cucurbitales; Cucurbitaceae. The record is from RefSeq and is a predicted model, not a curated record.
GAACUCCAACUGCGCCACCGCUCGUUUUGACCCCUCAUCUGAUCUCAGAUCAAAUACCCUUUUAACUUAUUACAAUUCUCAGAUUCUCUUUUCCCUCAAUUGGCGGCAACUGUUUGUUCAUCCCCUCAUUCUCUAAAUCUCGAGUAAUGGAGCGAUGGGCUAUGAGAUGUGUGGUGAUGAUGGCGUUUGCCGGUGUAUUGCUGUUGAAUUUGAGAGAAUCAGAAGGGAUUAGGUUUGUGAUUGACAGAGAAGAAUGUUUCUCUCACAAUGUUCAGUACGACGGCGAUACUGUUCAUGUUUCUUUUGUUGUAAUCAAGACAGAUUCUGGAUGGCACUAUGGCGAAGAUGGCGUUGAUCUUGUGAUAAAGGGUCCUUCUGGUGAACAUCUUCACGAUUUCCGUGACAAAGCUAGUGAAAAGCAUGAAUUUGUUGCUCACAACAAAGGUCUUCAUCGAUUCUGCUUCACGAACAAGUCCCCAUACCACGAAACCAUCGACUUUGAUGUGCACGUUGGUCACUUUUCAUACCACGAGCAGCAUGCGAAAGAUGAGCAUUUCAACCCUUUGUUGGAUCAAAUAUCUAAGUUGGAGGAAGCUCUUUACAAUAUUCAGUUUGAACAGCAUUGGUUAGAGGCUCAGACCGAUCGCCAGGCAAUAGUGAAUGAUGGAAUGAGCAAAAGGGCAGUCCACAAGGCAAUGUUUGAAUCAGCAGCACUGGUAGGGGCCAGUGUCCUCCAAGUCUACUUGCUGCAGCGCUUGUUUGAAAGGAAGCUUCGGACAUCCAGAGUUUAAUGACAAGCAUAGAAAAGCUUUGGACAUCUUUUCCUAUUUAUGGUUCUAUAAUAAAUUUACCCUAAUACAGAUUAUUUGCUAAUUGGUUUUUCUUCUCUCUUGUCUUGUUUUGCCUUAUGCAGCUACUUUUCACUGCCCUUGCCUUUUUCGUACCUCUCAUAAGUUAUUAGAAGUUACUUUUGUGGAGAAAAACAAUAUUGAAGGACUUGGGUGCCAAAUCAAGAGGGUAUAUUUGUUUU